Messenger RNA from Linum tenue, 2528 nucleotides. Lineage: Eukaryota; Viridiplantae; Streptophyta; Magnoliopsida; Malpighiales; Linaceae. The record is from the annotation of a GenBank genome assembly.
GCCUUCUAUUCCGCAAAUAACUGACAGCCCAUCGUCAGGCUCGAGGCUCACCUCUAACGACUAUCUGUGCUCGGCCGGCGGUGGUGCUCACUUCCUGGGAAAUGGCGACGCCGACCUCCGUCUUCAGAUUGAAGUUUAUGCCUGCGGCGACUCUCGUUUUCGUAAAAAAAAUUCCGAUUUCUGAACUGAAAAACUCAGGGAGCUUUACCGGUGCAAAUCAUGUCUGAGCGAACGACUUUUCCGGCGGGAAGUUGAGCAGAGAAAUCGUUCACCAUAGAUUAGAAUUCCGUUCUGGUGAUAUAAAGAAGAUGUUACUUGUUAGUGGACGGUGGACGGUGGAGGGCGGCGGAGCAGAAAUAGGGGGAAAUUAAAAUCUGCGGGACUGUUUGCGUAAUUAGAAGGCAGGAUAGGGGCUGUUUUGAAAAUUAUGCUUUCAUGGGCGGGUUAUCGGAUAAUGGGUGGCGGGGCGCUGGCAGCGGCAGCGACACUCUGAAGGCUGCAAUUCCGGGGAAGGUAACGAGAAUGGAAAUGCUUUUGUUAGUUCCGGCGACGGUGAAUGUGAAUUGCUGGAGUAGGGAGAAGUUUUCGUCGUUGUCGUCAAGUAGAGGCUCGACAAAGCAUUUCUUGAAGCCUGUAAAUUGCGCUGCUUCUUCUUCGCAGGUCCAAGAACAAGGACAGGUUGAUUCAGGGAUUAUGUGCGAACCUUGCAAUGGCCAAGGAUGGUUAGUUUGUGAUUUCUGCAAAGGGCAGAAAACCAAUGUGAAAGCCGAGAACAAGCGAGUCUACCGCCGGUGUCCAUCUUGCAAAGCUGUUGGAUACCUCUUGUGUUCAAAGUGCAAAGUGUUCAAAUGUGUUACCUUUCCGAAUUACAGUGAUGGAGAGGAGCUAUCCUUCUAAUCAACCUGCCUGUCUAUUGCCAUUGCCAAGUGCAAUCCUUGACCAUGCGAAUCUUCUUUAUAUCGUUCCAAUUUAAUCGAACAUCUCAAAAUAAAUCUAAUGUAUGAAUCAUUUGACUCUACUUUUCCCUGCCCUUCUUGUUAUGCCAUUGACCGACUAGGAUGUUCAUCUAAUGAUCACUAAACAAUAUUAAAUAUGCUAACCUUUUGGAUUUUGGUGAACAAUGCUAAUUAAAUUUGUCUCCAUUAGCUGUUAGUCAAUUCUGUAUCAGAAGUUGGUAUGUACAGCUCUGGCAUGAAUUUAGUUCUCUGUGACUGCAAGUCUGGUUUAUUAUUAAUCAUAUAUUAUCAGGAUAAUAAAUUGCCCAUUUGGCAUGAUGAUUGAUUUCGGGUUGUGGCACCGAUAAGGGCAUCGAGAUUUGUCAGGAGAAAUGGUGUGUAUUGAAAUGAUAACAUAUUUGGAAGAAACAGUGAUCUCUUACAAGGACAUCUCUCUCUCUCUCUUUCUCAAACAUUGAAGAAUCGAAGUUAUUGAACUACCUCCCGCAGGAUCUGUCUCUCUCUCUACCAAUUACAUGACCUCAUCCAACAACAUGAAAAAAGUGGAACGAGGGUCACACAAGAAAAAAGGAGGGGAAAAGAAGAAGUGAAAAACAAUGACAUUGUCAAUACAGAAAUCAUCUGCACAUAGGGCUUUGAGGGUGGUGAGCCGGAGCACUGCCCUGCUGCCCCGGCAAUGAACAGUAACCAUACCCUCCUGCUGCACCAUCUUCAAAGUCAAACCUGCAAUCCUGCUGCUGCUGCGUGAAGUAGACAGCACCACCUUUCUUCUCCUCGACGAUCUUCACCACGCUCUCGAACACCGAGACCUCGCAAGGGAUCCUCAGGACCCCGGCCUGCUGGAACCCGAACUCCUCCUCUGCCUCCCUCAGCAGGAUGUGGAAUGCAGGGUGGCUCAGGUACUCCGUCGGGAUCGUGAACCGCUUCUGCUCCAGCCCGACGCUGAUCGCCAGGUAACCCUUCGGCACUGUGCCAUCGUCGCUGCUGCUUCUCUCUGACAAUGACAGAGUUCUCUUCAGGAACUUUAUGCUCUUGCUGCCGCUGCUGCUGUUGGUGGUGGUUGUAGGCGAACCGGUGAUGGUGGUGGUGGUGGUGGUGGUGAUGGAGGUGGGCUUGGAUGAGUUGGCAACCUUUCUCCAUUUCUUCAGGAUUUGUUGCAGCCUGACGAUUUCUCUGAUCUUGUUGGACUUCUUGCACUCCAUUUUCUUCUUCAGGUUGGUGAAAGAAGGCUUGCUGGGGGGAAAGGGAGCUGCUUUCUUUGUUUUUGAGGGUUUGGUGUAACAAUGGGAGCUGUGUACUUAUAGGCAUGGAGGUGAGGCUUCAGAAUUCUAAUUUGUUUCCCGUUUUUUUUAAAAAAUCCUAUGCAUAAUAUAUUUGUUCAUACUAACUGUAUAUAGCUCAAUAUAAUAUACAGGCUUGAAGAAGUCAUCACCCACUGCCAGAGAGAAGGCUGGCUGUAGGGUUGUUUUUUCUUUUUAAGUUGGUCAAGAAAUAAAUAAACAAGAAUGUCGACGAAUUUAAAUCAAAUGCGCAACGACGUGAACUGGGCACGGUGUGUUCACAAGCUGAAUU